CUCUUUCAGACGCCUUCGUGGUUUAGUGGCGGGAUGAAGUGCGGGAACAGCGAGAGCGCUGGCAGCUCUGGGGAGCGGCAAGAGAUAAUUGAGACUGAAGGGGAAUUUGUUAAAGUCAGGAAGAAAGCUCUGGAAAGGCUGACAACUGAGGUGAUGCAGUUACAUGACAUUUUGCCCCGAGUUCUGACUGCUGAUAUCUUGGAGAACAUGCAGAAGUUGGAUGUGGUUGAAGCAUUAGUAGAAAAGAAAGAACAUGAACUGGAACAAUUGAGAAUGGAUUGUGAACACUUUAAAGCCCGCCUGGAAACGGCCCAAGCAGAUUGUAUGAAAGAAAGAAAGGAAAAAUUAACUGUUCGACAGCAGUUGAAGGAAGCAAAGCAGCAAUUAUUGCAGCAAGCCGAAUAUUGUACAGAGAUGGGAGCUUCAGUAUGCACAUUGUUAUGGAGUGUUUCAAGUAAUGAAGAAGCAGUUAAAAGUAUACUAGUAAGUAGUAAAGCUGAAACGUUUUUUAGCCUUGCUGGACAAACAAUGGAGAGUUUUGUGAGAUCACUUGGUGAAGAUACCAAACAGCAAGAUGCAGAUUCAGAUGAAAGUCAGUUUGUGUUAGCUUUAGCAGGGAUUAUUACAAACAUUGCUGCUUUAGUGUGUGGUCGUGAAUUUCUGGUUAAUUCAAAUAAAGUGUUGUUGGACACAAUGAUGCAACUUCUAGGAGACUUGAAGCCGGGAUGCUGCACCAAACUGAAAGUGUUGAUGAUGAUGUCCUUAUAUAAUGUAAGUAUCAACGUGAAAGGCUUGAAGUACAUCAGUGAAAAUCCAGGGUUCUUUCCAUUACUCUGGUGGCUCCUGAAUGAUCCAGAUCCAGAAGUAUGUCUUCAUGUACUACGGCUUCUCCAGUCUGUGAUCUUGGAGCCAGAGAUUUUAGCCAAAUCAGCUGGCGAGAUACGUGACACUAUGCCGCUAUCUCGUAUUCUUAUGCUAUCUAAGUGUCGUAAUGGAAAUCUUCAAGUGCUAGCCCAAGAACUGCUUGAGGACAUUAAAGUAUUAGAAUAUGAAAUAUAAAAGUGUAUGCUAUUAUUUAAAUUUUCAAGAUUCCCCCCCACUCCCGGUUUUGUGGUUGUCUAUAAAACAUCCUUGUUCAUUUUAACACUGAGAAAUAAUAUGCAUUUGAAAAAAUCUAGUUUUUCCAUGUGCACCUAGCCAGUAUUCCUCGGUAAGAAAAACUAAUUUAAUAACAGCUAUAAGUGGCAUGCAUCAGGUUUUCUAGGGGUAACCACAUGAUAACAACUCACCUAUUGACAUUACCCAAAGACUGGUGUUAUACUUUUGCCAAAGAUAGGCAAAGAAAUUAAUAAUAAAGAAUUCUAGUGGAUAUAUUCAGUUUCUGCUCCAUAUCAACAACUUGUGAUGGGCAAAAUCAAGUACCUCUUCUUUGAAGUUAUGCCUUAGCCACACCAUCUUUCUUCCUAUUCCAGUGAUAUUAAUUUGAGAAUAGCUUUUAAUUUUCUGUGUUUGAGAGCAAUAGAAAAGUGUUCGUUAUGUACAUCCAGUAAAGGGAGAAGUACUCAACCAAUUUUGUAAAUAUUUUUCAGUCAAACAAGGAAGACAGAUUCCACAAACAUAAAUGGGUUCUUGAGGGUUUUUCAGUGAUAUUUUCCCAUUCUCACUCACUGGAUCAGAGUUCUACAGUUUUACCCCCUACCUCAAUUGGCUCACUUUCAUAACCUUUGCACAGAGAACACCCCACCUUUUUAGGCUGUAAACUCAAUAAUAUUAGAGCCAUGUGGAAAUGCUACCCUUCUCUCUCUAGUUACCAACUAAGGAAUUUGGAUUGUAUUGAUAUGAGUGAUAAUUGUUGAAGAGGCUUACUGAUGGGCAGGAUCCAUCACGACUUUGUGGAGCUACUGCUUGCAGUUGAAAGGACAUCUGGAGAACCAGAGCUAUGGAAACAAUACAUCUUACUCUCACAACAAAGAGAAACCUAUUGGAUGUUCCAAAACCAGACAGCAUUAUGAGGCCCAAUGCUGGCUAUUUUAAGUAGCCUAAUAGAGUACCAUAUUGUGUAUUGAUCCUGUAUAGAAAUGCCAUUACCUUCUCUGCAUAUCAGUUACUUGGAGAAUUAUCAAGCUGUUCCAUACAUCUUUAAAUGUUGGUGGAUAAUUAAGGGCAUGUGAUCUGUGUUUUGUGCAGAAGGCAAGUCUGGAUGGGUACUGAGGUCCUUUCUAUUCUAGCAUUUUAUCAAUAGUUACAGGAGUCAAAACUCGUUAAGAGCAAGAGCAAAUAUUUCCCAUCAGGAAAGGGUUCUCUACACUUUGGAGCCAUUUCUGUUUGUGAACCAUAAUGCAGUGAGCUGCUUGGAAAAUUAUUCGACAUAUUGUACAAAAUAGGCUAUUGAUCACUAUUUUGCAGGGUUCUGUCAUCUGAUUCCAGGGAUGUAUGAGUUGGAUUGUCAAAAACUUCAUUGGUGCAGCAGCCUUAAAUUUCUUGUUGUUCAACUACUUGAUAAUGCAAACUAUGCAAUUGCUGCAGGCAUCCCGCUUUGAAUCAGUUUGCCACAAACCAGGUGUUAGACCAGGGACCAAGGAAUGGCACCUUGCAUACACCAUCUCCUAAUUGCACAACUUGGCUUAUUCAUGAUGUAUGAUUGCAGGUACCCUGGUUUGUAAUCUCAGGUAGUGGGAGAGAAGAUAUAACUUCAGUUAUAUCUUGAAUUUUUGCUGCAAGGUUAGUUUUUAAUCACAAUUCUCUAUUCAUGAAAGAGAAAGAGGAGGACUGCAAGGAGAAACCCCGCCAUAAUCUAGGCCUUGGCCAUUUUUAUUUAUCUGUGGUUAAAUGAGGUGACUGAGUAAUAAGCUGUCCCAUGGCUGUCCUAGUUGAUACGCAUUCCUAUCAUAGGAACGUGACCGCAAACAAGCACUGUUUAUUUGUAACUCUGGGGAGAAUGUAUGAAGAGGGAGAAGGACUGUACCACUGGCCUUUUCUCAGUUUUAUGCAAGUUUCAUUUAACUUGUGAAUAAGAUUUUACAUGUGCAGGCCAAAGAUACACAAUUGGAACUCUGCAUUUCCCAAUAGUUGUUUAUACAAAGCUGACAUUUUGUACACAUAGAGGCUCUUGUUCUCUUAUUUUGUUCAUGCAUAGGCUCUUGUUCACCUUGCUUUGCCUUCAGGGCUUCUGUGGGCUUCAAACAAGAUAAUGUCCAAAUGACAUCUGUGUCCAUUUAUCAUGAUGCAAUGUCAAUUGCAGUCUCUUGCCUCUAGAUAUUCCUAAUAUAAAGUUGCAUGUGACCCCAUUACAAGUUUAAUGUUAGUAUCGCAUAUGCCAUGUUUUCACCUUGUGUCUGGAAUUCUGGAUGCUGGAAAUAAAGUAACAGUAGUGAUGUUCAA
Heteronotia binoei (common prickly gecko) is the source of this 3381-nucleotide messenger RNA. RefSeq names its product heat shock transcription factor 2 binding protein (gene HSF2BP). Gene Ontology annotation, cellular component: cytosol. The record is from RefSeq and is a predicted model, not a curated record. Bases 34 to 1059 code for a protein of 341 amino acids. The transcript is spliced from 8 exons. Lineage: Eukaryota; Metazoa; Chordata; Lepidosauria; Squamata; Gekkonidae.